AACCGAGGCUGAGCACACAAGGGAACAAACUUCACUUUCAUUUGAGCUUCGUUUCGCUGCUCCAGCAGGAACCUCUGCCAUGAUGCACAAAUCCAUUUCCACCUUUUUACUGCAAUUAGCUUUGCUUUUUAUUCAGAUGAUGUGUCUGAAUGGUGAAGGCUUAGCACUGGUGCCCACUGAACUUGCUCCAGUUCCCUGCAAUGACAAAGCUGUGGAGAAGGUGUCUCGUCUGGCUCUCACUUACAUCAAUGAGGAUCGUGCUGAGGGGUAUAAAUUUGCCCUCAAUCGCGUUGCCAAUGUCCACCUACAUGCUCAGGGCCCAGCAGGCAAUGUGUAUUACCUGGACCUGGAUGUCCUGGAGACCAAGUGUCACAUAGGCAGUCCAAAACCAUGGAAACGCUGUGAUCUCAGACCAUUCAUGGAAACACAAAUCUCUGGUAACUGCAACACCACCAUCCUCCACACAUCGGAAGGUUACACCUACUUGUAUAGUUAUGACUGCACACUUGUGCCAGACCCCGCAGAGAAGCUGCAACAGACAUGUCCAACCUGCCCCAUCCUACUUCCUGUUGACAGUCCACAAGCUGUGCUGGCUGUUCAGGUCUCUCUGGCGUCCUAUAAGAGGCAGUCCACUCUGGGUGCAGGGCUCGGAGUGAAGCGGAUCACCAGAGCUGCGGAACAAACUCUGCCAGUGAAAGCCAGAUUUGUGGAAUAUACAGUUCAAGAGUGUCCAGAGGGAGUGACAGAAAGAGGCACCUGUCAGCAGUCGACACCCGCUUCGGACAUUGAGACUGCAGGCUUUUGUACAGCAUCUGUACAUGGAGACCUACAUGCUCAUCCAGACGUUCAAGUGUCCUGCGAGAUGUUCAAAAUACAGAAUGUGGAUGUCCUUCGCCCACUGCAACCACAAGGUCACAACCUCCCCAUACAGCCUCACAUCCCAACAUUACCUCCUUUCCAUUACCCAGAAAAAGAGCAGCAGCCUUCCCAUUCUGACCCCACACCAGUCCCUGAUCCUCAACCAGCACCAUUUGACCCCACACAGAUUCUCCCCGGUCCUGUGCACCCUACACUUAAUUCCCCAAUCAGCUUCUCCUCAUCUUCCAGUGAGUCUGCUGAAGAUUUUUUAGAUCGGCAGCCAUCAGUCAAUGGACCAUUUGACUCAUCCUCUGAAGAGAUAAGAGGCCCUCUGGCUUUACGUCCACCAUUGGACUUUCACUAUAAGAGGCAUGACCGCAAGAAACGGCAGGCCUUGACGGAAAGUUCACCAUCCCACAAACCAACAUUCCUGUCUGAUUUCCCAAGUGGACCAUCACCUUUCCGUUCCUGCCCUGGUCCUGCUCGAUACACCACAGUUUAAAGGGCCAGUUUGUUUGUGUGAUGUGUAUUUGAGUGAGGAUGACUUCCAGAGUAAAUACUCUGCUCUCUGAAGUCACUUAUCUACGCAAACAGCUUGUACCAAAAAGAGGGAUACUAUUUACAUGGACAACUAGACUUACUCACAACCUCGAAAGCAUGUUUUGCAACUCGAUUCGAAUGUAUGGAGAAUUUGAUAGAUGGAAUUGGAAGCAAUUAAAGUUUGGAUUUGAUCCUAA
Molecule: messenger RNA, 1595 nt
Organism: Phyllopteryx taeniolatus (common seadragon)
Lineage: Eukaryota; Metazoa; Chordata; Actinopteri; Syngnathiformes; Syngnathidae
Exons: 7
Coding region: 80-1360 (426 amino acids)
Biological process (GO): negative regulation of endopeptidase activity
Cellular component (GO): extracellular region
Molecular function (GO): cysteine-type endopeptidase inhibitor activity
Source: RefSeq, a predicted model, not a curated record